Molecule: messenger RNA, 327 nt
Organism: Mesitornis unicolor (brown roatelo)
Lineage: Eukaryota; Metazoa; Chordata; Aves; Mesitornithiformes; Mesitornithidae
Gene: ASB8
Product: ankyrin repeat and SOCS box containing 8
Exons: 1
Biological process (GO): intracellular signal transduction
Source: RefSeq, a predicted model, not a curated record
AACCUGAAAGGCCAGAGCCCCGUCUCUCGCUUGGUGGCCUUGCUGGUGCGAGGCUUGGGGACGGAGCGCGAGGAUUCCUGCUUCGACCUCCUCCACCGCGCCGUCGGGCAUUUCGAGCUGCGGAAAAACGGCGCCAUGCCCUGGGAGGUGACCAGGGACCCGCAGCUCUGCCAAAAGCUCACCCUGCUCUGCUCGGCGCCCGGGACCUUGCAGACGCUGUCGCGUUACGCCGUGCGCCGCAGCCUGGGCGUGCGCUUCCUGCCCGAGGCCGUCAAGCAGCUGCCCUUGCCCAGCAGCCUCAAGGACUACGUGCUGCUCCUCAGCUGA